Molecule: messenger RNA, 489 nt
Organism: Gongylonema pulchrum
Lineage: Eukaryota; Metazoa; Nematoda; Chromadorea; Rhabditida; Gongylonematidae
Source: the annotation of a GenBank genome assembly
AUGAUAGUCUUCCGAGCACGUAAUAUUAAUAAACUGUCGGAUAUCGUUGCUGUGGACGAUAUCGAAUACAGCAGUAAAGAGUCGCAAGCCAGUGUUACUCGUCCACGGGCAUUUGCCUCACCGAGGGCAGACGCUGUGCUGGAUGGAUCGCCGGAGAAGCUAGCGAACGAGCAGGCAAACGUUGGUAUCUGCCAUCCAGUGCACUGUACAUUCACCGACUCGCAAUGCGCCUGGUCUUUGGAGAAUGCAUGGAAAAAACUGGACGGCAACUUGGCGUUUGACACCGAGGGAGAAGGCAGUGCGAGCAGCGGCUAUUUUUUGGUGCCUACUGGAGCGUCUCUGGAAAUGGAUGUCUGGAUGAGGUCAGCUAAUGUAGUAGUGGUCAGUGUCUUUGAAAACGACAGGCAAUGUUUGUUAGCUCGCAUGUCUUAUUCAAGCGCUUCAAUAAGCUCCUGCACAGAAGCAGUAGUACAACCAAGAUUCUUUUAA